CUCUACGCUGACGUCACCAAUUAUGAACUUUUGAUUAAAAAGUGAAUAAUUGUAUAAGAAACCAAUGAACUUCCGGCCACAUAAGAUUUGUAGAGCAACAUGCUUAUGAAGUGUUGAGCUUUGCUCUGGUAUAUCAUAAUAUUUCUUUGUUUCAGUAAUUCUCCAACGCAGGGCUCGGCUUAUUUCAAGGCAUUGGUAACUAUUCAAAUAAUAUUGACGUAGUCGUUAGGGAUCUGGUAAACCCUUUUAUUGUUUAGUCAUCGCUGUGAAUGUGAGAGGAAAGAGUAAAAAGACAGCAAGUUAUGAGUUACAUUGUAAGUGAUAGAAAGAAAGAGAGAGAGGGAGAGGGGGCAAGAGAAAGUGAGAAUAAACGAGAGGAGAGAGACACAGAAAGAAAGAGAGAGGGAGAGGGGGCAAGAGAAAGUGAGAAUAAACGAGAAAAGGGAGAGACAAAAAGCGAGAGAGGGGGACAAGAGAAAAAGAGAGAGAGAGGGCGAAAGAGAGAAGGAAGAGAAAGAAAGAAAAAGAGAGAAAGAAUGGAGAGAAAGAAAGAAAGAGAGAGAGAGAACGAGAAAAGGGAGAGAAAAGAGAAAGAAAGAUGACGAUGACAUGGCCUGGUUCAGUGGUCGUCAGCCUGCGGCCUGGGAGCUGCACGCGGGAUGUUUUGAAAAAAUAGAUGCGGCUGCAACACUAUUUUCUUAGCAUGUAUAAUUUAUAACUGGAAAAAGAUUUCCUAGCCCUGGCCUAGUUACAUCUUAUAACACGUUUACAUUUGGAUGUGGGUGCUUGGGGGGGGGGGGGAGAAAUAAAAAGAAACCAAUCAAAAAAAGUAUCAUACAUUAAUUAAUUAGCCCUGGCCUAGUUACAUCUUAUAACACGUUUACAUUUGGAUGUGGGUGCUUGGGGGGGGGGGGAGAAAUAAAAAGAAACCAAUCAAACAAAGUAUCAUACAUUAAUUAAUAUUGUACAUUUCAGCUGCUUGUUAGCUUGUGGGUAAACUAGUGACACACACACCAUGUUAUACAGAGCUGAGGAAUUUUCCAUUACGAGGAGCUUGACAAUGCUACUGAUAUAUUUGGUGUUACUUUUAGGUAGGUUAAAUUUCAGUAGCAAUUUGUUGCAUUACAACAGUCUGAAUCGCUGUGCGUGACAUGUUCAAUGUCUUCUGGGUAAUUUAGUCUGAAUCAUUGUGUGUGACAUGUUCAAUGUCUUCUGGGUAAUUUAGUCUGAAUCAUUGUGUGUGGCAUGUUCAAUGUCUUCUGGGUAACUAAGUUUGAAUUGUGUGACACGUUCCAUGUAUUUUGUGUUGCUCCAUUCGUACAAAUUAUUUGACAGUCUAUUUAAAAAUAAAAUAAAUAAAUGACAAUAUUAUUGAAAACUCCGGUUACCUUAACUCAAAUUCUAUGAAAGUAGCGGCAUCAACAUUAAAUGAUGGUGUUGGGCAACUGAUUGAAUGCCCCUUGUUGAUAAACGAAGAUGUGACCGAGUCUUUUUCUAAAUCAGUUUCAUACAUUGAAUCACUUGAUCUUAAAUUUUGAAUUUGUUUGGCUGAAAAAAAAAACCCCAGCAACCCCACAUAUCCUAUCAUUUCAUGUUGAAUAGUAUUUCUGAAGAGAUGACGUAUCUCAGGCGUAUCCCACAAAUCCAUUUCUAGGACUAGGUCCACUGGUCCAGCCUCAAAUAAUCGGCGACAGGGCCAAACUGUUCCGCAUCCUGGUACCGAUGCAAGGGCGGCGCUGCCCUGGGGGCGUCAUCGCCAAGUCAGACAGCAUCUAUCUCACCGGCAUGAUCAACAUAAGCGGCAUUAACACAGACCUGUCUUAUGCGUUCAUGUCUUUGAAUGUCUACCGGAAGCAGGGCGAUGAGUUCUACUUUUUCGAGGUAUUUACCGAGUCCGCAUUGGUGUUAAUAAUUUCACGAGGCAUUCGCCGUGAUGACACGGUGCUAAGCUUUCAUAAAGCAUUCGUCGUGAUAACACGGUGCUAAGCUUUCAUGAGGCAUUCACCGUGAUAACACGGUGCUAAGCUUUCAUGAGGCAGUUACCUGGACAACACGGUUCUAAGCAUUCAUGAGGCAUUCACCGUGAAAACACGGUUCUAAGCUUUCAUGAGACAUUUACCUGGACGAUACGGUGCUAAGCUUUCAUGAGGCGUUCGCUGUGACGACACGGUGCUAAGCUUACAUGAGCAUUCGCCGUGACAAAACGGUGCUAAGCUUACAUGAGGCAUUCGAAAUGACAACAGGAUGCUAAGCUUUCAUGAGGCAUUCGCCGUGACGAAACGGUGCUAAGCUCACAUGAGGCAUUCGAAAUGACAACACGGUGCUAAGCUUUCAUGAGGCAUUCACCGUGACGUCGUGGUGCUAAGCUUUCAUGAGGCAUUCGCCGUGACAAAUGGUGCUAAGCUUUCAUGAGGCAUUCACCGUGACAAAUGGUGCUAAGCUUUCAUGAGGCAUUCACAGUGACGUCAUGGUGCUAAAGCUUUCAUGAGGCAGUUCCCGGGACCACGCGUUGCUAAUAUUUUGUGAGAGAUUGGUGGUGCCGACAUUUGUGUUCUAAUAGCUGUGAUUAAGUCUUUGGUUAUUGUUCUUUCACUCCAACAACGACUUCCAAAGAUAAGUCACGUAGGUAAGAUGAGGCGCCCCCCACGGGGGGCUGUUCUGGAAUUUACCGGACACUUAUUACAUAACAAUACAACAAACUGAAUUAGGCCAAAAGGAAUCGGGAGACGGCCUUUCUUACUGUCACUAAGGCUUAAAUUGUUCUAUCUUUUGUCGGUGGAUAUAAGGGAGAUAGAGAGAGAAAUAACAAGAGAGAAGGGUAGUGUAAAGAACUGAUACUGCUUUUAGAGGCUGUAAAGCAGAGGUUCUCAAACUGUGGGUGGCGACUCCUUUGGGGGUCGAAUGACGCUUACUGAGAGGUUGCCUAAGACCAUCGGAAAACACGUGUUUACUUUAUGAAGUCACAACGAAGCUAAUUUUAGGUUUGUUUUUCGGGGGGUGGGGGAGGCAUAACAACACAAUGAACUCUAUUAAAGGGUCACGGCAUUAGGAAGUUUGAGAGCCACGGAUGUAAAAUGUUACAGUGGAGAAGAAUAUGGGACAGUGAAGGACAAUGGGGGCAGUGAAGGACAAUGGGGGCAGUGAAGGACAAUGGGGGCAGUGAAGGACAAUGGGGGCAGUGAAGGACAAUGGGGGCAGUGAAGGACAAUGAGUGACAGUGGGAGGCAAUGAGGUACGGUGUAGUGAAGGACAAUGGGGGCAGUGAAGGACAAUGGGGGCAGUGAAGGACAAUGGGGGCAGUGAAGGACAAUGGGGGCAGUGAAGGACAAUGGGGGCAGUGAAGGACAAUGAGUUACAGUGGGAGGCAAUGAGGUACGGUGGAGGACAAUGGGGUACAGUGGAGGAAAAUGGAAUACAGUGGAGGUCAAUGAGGAACAGUGGGGGACAAUGGGGUACAGUGAAAGACAACGGGGUACAGUGGAGGACAAUAGGGUACAGUGGAUGGCGAUGGGGUAUGUGGAAGGCUCUGGUGAAGAGGGGGGUGGGGUAGAACUGGGAGGACAAUGGGCGAUUUGCUCUGGUGAAGAGAGGGUGGCAUGGAACUGAAAGGGCAAUGGGCAAGGUGCUCUGGUGAAGAGGGGGGGGGGUAGAACUGGGAGGACAAUGAACUAGUUGCUCUGGUGAAGAGAGGGUGGGAUGGAACUGAAAAGGCAAUGGGCAAGUUACUCUGGUGAAGAGGGCGGUGGGAUUCUAUAGGGAAAAAUUCCCCAUUAUUUUUUUCUUCCCACAGAUCAUAUGCUCUGUAAACUUCAACGAGGGCUGCAACCCGUGGUACCGCAGAAACUGCUACUGCAUGAGCUUCAAGUCUAAUGUGCUGGAGAUGAUUUUCAACGUAACCGUAGAGAUGGAGUACCAGUCUAUGCAUCUCUUCCUUCUCUUCAUGCGUGACGUAGACGGGGAAUUCAUUGAGCAGAGCAACCCCCAGCCCUUACCAAAUAUUUACAGUAAGUACCGCUACUUUGUCGAGAAGCCCCCAUCCCUAACCGAAUAUUUACUGUAAGUACCGCUACUUUGUCGAACAGCCCCCAGCCCUCACCGAAUAUUUACACUAAGUACCAUUACUUUGUCGAGCAGCACCCAGCCCUUAUCGAAUAUUUACAGUAAGUUCCGCUACUUUGUCGAGCAGCCUUACAGCAUUGUCUUGCAAUAAAAUUAAGUAAGGACGUUGUGUGCAGCAUUGAGAUAAUAAAAUAUUAUAUUUUUGUAGUGAUUACGGUAACUUUGGUGUGCAGCAUGCAGCAAUUUUUAUAUAUUUUUAUAGUGUGUACAGUAAAUUUGGUGUGCAGCAUACAGAUAAUAAUAUAUUUUUUUUUAUAUUUAAUACGGUAACUUUGGUGUGCAGCAUGCAGAAAAUAAUAUUUUUUUAUAUUUAAUACGGUAACAUUGGUGUAAAGCAUGUAUAAAAUGUUAUGUUUUUAUAGUGUGUACGGUAACGUUGGUGUAAAAUGGUCAAGAAUGAGAGCAAACAUCAGUGGUUGGAAUGCGCCUUAUGAAAUAAACAAAAGCGGCUCUUUGAAUCCUUAAACAUUUAAUUACAAAGUGUGUUUAAUUAAAUUAAUGUUAUUUUUUUUUUUUAAAAAUGAAGUUUCUAAACGUGAGGUAUGAGAACAAAAAAAAACCAAACAAACAAAAAACUCCAGGUGUCAUGUACAGACUUGCGCUGUCAAAUCCUUACGUGCCCGGGGCUCUCUAAAGUUUUUUCUCUUCACCCUUAAAGGGUCGCCCAUACGUUGUACGUGCACGAUAAGCAGGUUAUAUUGGGUAUGCGACUUUCAGAAAAGAGCAAUGUUUCUAUUCAAGAAUGUUUUUUUUUUCAAAAAGAAGAUAUUUCAAAGUUAACCGUUUUUUAGCUCUACGGGUGAACGUGAUGUGUGGAAGAAACAUUGGAGGUCAAUUGUUUCUUAUUGCCUCAAUUCUAAUGGUUUUAUUACAUUCUGACGUUUAAAAUAAGUAUAAAGACAACAAAAGCAAACACCCCAACAACCCAUCACCCCAACAACCCAUCACCCCAACAACCCAUCACCCCAAACAACCCAUCACCCCAACAACCCAUCACCCCAAAAACCCAUCACCCCAAACAACCCAUCACCCCAACAACCCAUCACCCCAACAACCCAUCACCCCUCCUCCCACUGUCAUAACCCCACCACUAGCACUUAGCUUGUCUUUACCCCCCUCCCACUGUCAUAACCCCAACAAACCAUCACCCCAACAACCCAUCACCCCAACAACCUUCACCCCAACAACCCAUCACCCCAACAACCCAUCACCCCCAACAACCCAUCACCCCAAAAAGCCAUCAUCCCUGACACAUGAUCAUGCCAACAACCGGUCGUUCCAAAACCUAUAUUGUCAGCAAACUAUCAUUCCAAUAUCUCACCAUUCCAACAUCUCAUCCUUCCAGCAACCCAUCACUGCAGCAACCCAUCACUUCAGCAACCCAUCACUUCAGCAACCCAUCACUUCAGCAAUCCAUCACUUCAGCAAUCCAUCACUUCAGCAAUCCAUCACUUCAGCAACCCAUUACUUCAGCAAUCCAUCACUUCAGCAACCCAUCACUUCAGCAACCCAUCACGUCAGCAACCCAUCAUUUCAGCAACGUAUCACUCCAAAAACUUAUUAUUCCGAUAACCCAUCAUUGCAAACAACCUAUAUCAUUCCAUCAAGCCUAUAUUCCAACAACCUAUCAUUCUGACAACCCAUUAUCUCAGCAACCUAUCAUUUCAACAUAUCAUCAUUCCGACAACCUAUCAUUCCAACAACCUAUCAUUUGGGCAGCCUAUCAUCCCAACAACAUAUCAUUUCAGGAACCUAUCAUUUCAACAUAUCAUCAUUCCAACAUCCUAUCAUUCCAACAACCAAAUCAUUUCGGCAACCUAUCAUCCCAACAACCUAUCAUCCCAACAACCUAUCAUCCCAACAACAUAUCCUUUCAACAACUUAUCAUUUCAAUAUAUCAUCAUUCCAACAACCUAUCAUCCAACUACCUAUCAUCCUAACAACCUAUCAUCCCAACAACCUAUCAUUCCAAAAACCUAUCAUUUCAACAUCUCAUCAUUCCAACAUUCUUUUAUUCCAUCAUCCCAUAUGUCAGCAACUUAUAAUUCCAACAACCUAUCAUUUCAACAUCUCUUUAUUCCAACAACCUUUUAUUCCAUGAGCCCAUAUGUCAGCAACUUAUAACUCAAACAACUUACCAUUUCAACAUCUCUUCAUUUCCAACAAAUUAUCAUUCAAAUAACCCAUUAUUGUAACAAACUAUCAUUCCAAAAACCUAUCAUUUCAACAUCUUAUCAUUCCUACAACGUAUCAUUCCAAUAACCGAUUAUUGCAACAACCUAUCAUUCCAACCACCAUACAUUCCACGAACCUAUUACUCCAACAACCAGACAUUCCAAGAACCUAUUAUUCGGACAGCUGGUCCAAUCAAUCAUAGCGAUUUAAUCUCACAUCACCGAAAUACACUCACAAAGGGGUGAAAAGCGUUUUUUUAAAAAAAUCAGCCACCCAAGGUGGAAGACACAAGCUAAAACUGUCCGUGCUCUCUUGACCCAAUGCUUAGAGCGCAGACAAUAAACACAUGUGGGUUUUCAUACGUAAAUAGUGGAAAAUUAUGUUAGCUGGUUAUACAUAAACAGGGCCGUGACGAAGGAAGCGGACUUGGGGGGAGGGGGGUGAAACCUGAUAAUGACGCCCACCAAUAUUAACGCCGACCGAGGUGGACAAAUGAAAAAAGGCGAAUUAGCAACCCUUUGUCUUUUUGAACUCCAUGGGAUUAUAGCGUUUCAUUCACUAUAAGUAUCCCAUCUAGAUGCUAUUUUUGGGCCAAACUAAUGUUGGCGCCCGGGGUGAGUGACAUCUUCGCCACCCUCACCCUUUUCUUACGGCACUGUACAAAGCUACCACGGUUUACGAGAGAAAUCUUCACUAGGACAAACGGCAUGUCAGGUACCAAAGUGUUGAAUAGUGUUGUUCCAACCAAUUGUUCCUCAUCCCCAGGUGACGCCCGUUGUGUAAUGACCAAAAAGUCUCGAUCUAAAGGUAAUACGAUAACUUGACUAUGGAAGGUGUUGUACAAAUUAUUUAUUGAAAUAGGUAACGCAGUGAAGGCCGCUUGGUCAACAAUUUUAGCAUUUUUUUGUGUGCCUCUUAAUGAGCAGCCGUUAGGCCUACAUAUGUAAUUAAAGUGCUGUUACGUACCGUAGUAAGAUUGGAGAAUUUAAUCUGUUAUUUAAUUAAGUGGCUCUAUGACUAAAAAUACGCAUCAAAAUACGAUACCAUAAACUAAAUACAAUAACAAAGGAACGAUACCUUAAAUAGGGCUAAUUUAAUUUAAUAAUUUCAUCAAUGAAAUAAUGAAUUACAAAAUCAAAAAGACAUGCAAAAUUAAAGCAGCUAUUGACUUACAGUAUAAUGAUUGGCUUGUACCGGUACAAGGUUGAAGAAGAUACAAUAAUGUUAAAAGGUACAAAGAUGAAAAAGAAUCUACACAUACACACAGCAAAUGUUAGUAACCUCUGUCUUGUAAGCAAAGCUCUAUAGUAAUAGCAAUCGCUCGGACUUUCUCUCGUGUCCCUCUGCUGUUUUAUAGAUAGUUCUCGAAAGGUCUUACACAUUGCAUUCCUUUCUAGAUAUUUGUACAUAAUUCUAAUUAUACAGAAUAUAGAGUUUAUUUAGUUGUAAAAAAAACGUAAAGAGAGGCUAUUUUUAGCUAGCCCCACCCUAAAUGCGGUUCCGAUCUUUGGGUCAGCUUGAGUUCAUUCACGGGGAAAAGAUGACGCAAAAACAUAUCGUCUGCACAACAGUGCGCCACAGCAUUGUGUCUAGCAAAUAACCAGCCAUUGGUGCGUUUUUCAAGUGUGUAACGUUUUUUCGGUUCAAAUGUAUGUGUAGGUUACCAUCAUUUCUCCAACUUAAUUUUUUUUUUUAAAAUUUCGUCAUAACGAAUGUACAAUAAAUAAACUUUAUGAUAAUUAUAUGUUAAUUAUAUGUUGGCUAUACGUUAACUGUAAAUAUUUUCAAAAAGAUUUUGUCAAUCAUAACACUAUGCCAGGCACAAACCCCCCACCCCCCCAAAAAAAAAAACACAAAAAAACAACCAACAACAACAACAAAACAACAACAACAACAACAAACCACACGAUAUUUUCCCAUGCCACCACAUGUGAAUUUAGACACCAACUUCUACGUUGAAAACGCUAAUCCUCAAUUUAUGACCCCAUUUAUGUUUACGUUUUCUUCCAGGCCAUGGCAUCAGAGCCGGCACAAUGAUCUUGCUUGGUGAGUUUGUGUUAACCAGUCUUGUGUUUUCUACCUGACAAACAUUAGACCACACGUGCGCAGCUGUCACCAAAAGAUCAUCCACAGGCGUUGGUGCCCCCGUCCCCCAUCGCUAAACUAUUUAAUUAUGGAGUUCGCCCAAAGCUCUCUACGUCAUGGAGAUGGUAGGGUGCCGCUAUGCCGGGCAGGUGGGUUAAACCACAAUGCAAAAUGUUAUCAUCUUGCUUCAUAAAUAGCUUACUGAAUAUCUCACGAGCUUGUCCUGAGUACUCAAGAUCUUUUCUUGAUAUCUGGUGACUUUUUCCUGAUAUCUGGUGACCUUUUCCUGAUAUCUGGUGACCUUUUCCUGAUAUCUGGUGACUUUUUCCUGAUAUCUGGUGACCUUUUCCUGAUAUCUGGUGACUUUUUCCUGAUAUCUGGUGACCUUUUCCUGAUAUCUGGUGACCUUUUCUUGAUAUCUUGUGAUCUUGUACUGAUUACUCGAGAUCUUUUCCUGAUAUCUGGUGACCGUUUCCUGAUAUCUGGUGACCUUUUCCUGAUAUCUGGUGACCUUUUCCUGAUAUCUGGUGACCUUUUCUUGAUAUCUGGUGACCUUGUACUGAUUACUCGAGAUCGUUUCCUGAUAUAUAUUGACGUUUUCUUGAUAUCUGUAGACCUUUUCCUGAUAUCUGGUGACCUUUUCUUGAUAUCUCGUGAUCUUGUACUGAUCUCUCGGAAUCUUGUCCUUAAAUCUUGUGACUUUGUCCUGAUAUCUCGUGACCUUGCCUUGAUAUCUCGUGACCUUGCCCUGAUCACUCGAGAUUUUGCGCGGAUCUCUCAGGAUAAUGUUCAGAUCUCUGCCCUGAUCUCUGGGUAUCUUGACAUGAACUCUGAGGAGCAUGUCCUGAUCCCUGGGAUCUAGUCCGGCUCACUUGGGUUCUUGUCCUGAACCCUAGGGAUCUAGCCCGGCUCACUUGGGAUCUUGUCCUCAUCCCUGGGUAUCUAGCCCGGCUCACUUGGGAUCUUGUCCUGAUCCCUGGGAUCUAGUCCGGCUCACUUGGGUUCUUGUCCUGAUCCCUAGGGAUCUAGCCCGGCUCACUUGGAAUCUUGUCCUGAUCCCUGGGUAUCUAGCCCGGCUCACUUGGGAUCCUGUCCUGAUCCCUAGGGAUCUAGCCCGGCUCUCUUAGGAUCUUGCCCUGAUCCUUUGGGUUCCUGUCCUCAUCCCUGGGUAUCUAGCCCGGCUCACUUGGGAUCUUGUCCUGAUCCCUGGGAUCUAGUCCGGCUCACUUGGGUUCUUGUCCUGAUCCCUAGGGAUCUAGCCCGGCUCACUUGGGAUCUUGUCCUGAUCCCUGGGUAUCUAGCCCGGCUCACUUGGGAUCCUGUCCUGAUCCCUAGGGAUCUAGCCCGGCUCACUUAGGAUCUUGUCCUGAUCCCUGGGGAUCUUGUCCGGUUCUCUCGGAAUCUUGUACUGAUCUCGGGAAUUCUUAUCCUGAUCUCUCGUGAUCCGACGUGAUCCCUCAUUGUAUUUUCUCUUGAUUCUACCCUGGAAACCGUAUCUCGAUUCAAACCUUGGUGUUUGUACUUAAGAGCAUUAACACGGCCUCUGCUUGCAGUGAGACUACUUGAUUAAGACGUAUUAAAACUUCUUUAUAAUGCAGACUUUGAUAUACAGACGUCGGUAUGAAAACUUCGGAAUACAGUAUUCGAUAUUCAGACUUUAAUAUACAGACUUGGGUAUACAGAUUUUAAUACAAAGUCUACAUACUUUGGUUGGUAUGCAUACUUCAGUCCGUAGACAUUGCAACGAUGGCUUUUAUGUAAAGAUGUACGUGAAUUUUAUAUAUCUUCAAAAUCUUUCACAGGAUCCGUCUUGCUGACUAGUGCCAUGAUUGCCACCAAGGGUGUCUGCGGCUGACCAAACACCUUCUCGAAAUCUAAAUCAAAGAACGAAACACCAUUAUGUAAACAAAUUUUAAAAAUGUUCUAGAGAAUGAAUGUGUCGGAUAAGAUAUGUGUUCGGAAAGACAUGUUCUUGAGAAGAUAAUUUUUGGCUAAGACAGGUAUUAGGGUAUUGGGAAAUACAGGCUCUAGAGAAGGUGCUUGUUUGCGUAAGGUAGCUGUUGGGGUUUUAGAAAAGACAUGCUCUAGAGGAGGUGCAUCAUUGACGUGUGUCGUAGUAUCAGCAUGUUAUGCUGUAGAAAAAAAAAACGUUUUGAGAAAGAUAAGCAUUGCAGAGGAUUGGUGUACGAAAAGAAGAUUUGUUUUAUGAUGGCAUAUCGUGACAUCGAACGAAACGAAGGAUCUUUAUAACAUACUUCACUUGUUUGGUUGAAUAGAUUGUCCAUUAAAACCACGAGAAAUAAAGAAUCUCUAUAACAUACUUCACUUGUUUGGUUGAAUAGAUUGUCCCUUAAAACCACGAGAAACAAAGAAUCUCUACAACAUACUUCACUUGUUUGGUUGAAUAGAUUGUCCAUAAAAAACCACGAGAAAUAAAGAAUCUCUACAACAUACUUCACUUGUUUGGUUGAAUAGAUUGUCCAUUAAAACCACGAGAAAUAAAGAAUCUCUAC
Lymnaea stagnalis (great pond snail) is the source of this 10892-nucleotide messenger RNA. Lineage: Eukaryota; Metazoa; Mollusca; Gastropoda; Lymnaeidae. The record is from the annotation of a GenBank genome assembly.